UAUCCAUACUUACAGAACAGUUACAACAAUGCGAUGCUAUCAGACGUAGUGCUUUGCUUUGGGGACAAUAAAGUGUACACCCAUAAAAUCAUUCUGAUAGCCGCAUCUGGCGUAUUUCAUGCCGCUUUCAAUAGCAAGUUUCCAAAUGCCGACCAAGGUACCUUCGAGAUCAAGGGACAAUCCGAUAACGCCGUCUAUGCUAUGCUUCAUCAUUUUUACAACAAGCCUCUUGAUAGAUCAGUACUUACUACCGAUUUCGAUUAG
Molecule: messenger RNA, 264 nt
Organism: Aureobasidium melanogenum CBS 110374
Lineage: Eukaryota; Fungi; Ascomycota; Dothideomycetes; Dothideales; Saccotheciaceae
Exons: 1
Biological process (GO): regulation of proteolysis; proteasome-mediated ubiquitin-dependent protein catabolic process
Cellular component (GO): cytoplasm
Molecular function (GO): ubiquitin protein ligase binding
Source: RefSeq, a predicted model, not a curated record